CGUGGCGCUGCGCUCUGGCCGAGCCAGGUCAGUCGGGGAGUGCGGGCUGACCCACCCCGGGCUCUGGGCUCCGAAGCCAGGGGUGGGCCCUGCCAGGAAUGGGCUUGAGCCUCGCACGUCUUUUGAACUACCCUGUGCUCUGCCUUUGCGGCGCGACGGGCAUGGGAGUGGGGCUGCCCAAAGGUGGGCUGGGGUUGGAGGAAGUGGCUGGGUAGCCGCUGUGUGUCUGUCCUGAGGCCGUAAGGCCCCUGACCCCACCCUUGGAGCUGGCGACGGAGCAGGGCCUGUUUUCCCUAGACAGUAGAGUAGUGUAGGUCCCAGAGACCUGGGCCUGAGCUCUCCGCAUUGGGACUUCAGGAAUCUUCUGGAUUGUGCCGGACCUGCGACCCUGCCGUUGUUUUCUUUCCAGCAUGAUCCGCUGGGCUCCCAGCGCAUCUCCUGGAAGAGCCCACUCAUCUUGGACGAGCUCUUCGGUAGCCUCAGAUCGUCCUUGAAGAGGAUGACUGAGACAUUAUGGGCCACGCACUGUGUGUCUGCUCUCGGGGAACUGUCAUCAUUGACAAUAAGCGCUACCUCUUCAUCCAGAAACUGGGGGAGGGUGGGUUCAGCUAUGUGGACCUAGUGGAAGGGUUACAUGAUGGACACUUCUACGCCCUGAAGCGAAUCCUGUGUCAUGAGCAGCAGGACCGGGAGGAGGCCCAGCGAGAGGCCGACAUGCAUCACCUCUUCAAUCACCCCAACAUCCUUCACCUCGUGGCUUACUGUCUGAGGGAGCGGGGUGCUAAGCAUGAGGCUUGGCUGCUGCUACCAUUCUUCAAGAGAGGUACGCUGUGGAAUGAGAUAGAAAGGCUGAAGGACAAAGGCAAUUUCCUGACCGAGGAUCAAAUCCUUCGGCUGCUGCUGGGGAUCUGCAGAGGGCUUGAGGCCAUUCAUGCCAAGGGUUAUGCCCACAGAGACCUGAAGCCCACCAAUAUAUUGCUUGGAGACGAAGGGCAGCCAGUUUUAAUGGACUUGGGUUCCAUGAAUCAAGCAUGCAUCCACGUGGAGGGCUCCCGCCAGGCCCUGACCCUGCAGGACUGGGCAGCCCAGCGGUGCACCAUCUCCUACCGAGCCCCAGAACUCUUCUCUGUGCAGAGUCACUGUGUCAUCGAUGAGCGGACUGAUGUCUGGUCCCUAGGCUGCGUGCUAUAUGCCAUGAUGUUUGGGGAAGGCCCUUAUGACAUGGUGUUCCAGAAGGGUGACAGUGUGGCCCUUGCUGUGCAGAACCAACUCAGCAUCCCACAAAGCCCCAGGCAUUCUUCAGCAUUGCGGCAGCUCCUGGCCUCGAUGAUGACCGUGGACCCACAGCAGCGUCCUCACAUUCCUCAACUCCUCAGUCAGCUGGAGGUGCUACAGCCCCCAGCUCCUGGCCAGCACACUACCCAAAUCUGAAAAAGCAGCGGCAUGUUGAGAAGGUGGUCCCUCAGGCCUUAGAAAGAGGUUCCUAUCCCUCAUUGGAAUCUCCCCUAAUUCCAUCCAGGAUACUGUUCUCUUACACUUGGGGGUCACGGGGUCAGGACAGUCAUCUCAGUCCUGCAUCCGCUCUUCUGCUUUCUUACCUCCAAGAGCAAAACCUGGGCAAGGAGACUUACUGAGUGAGGGUGGGUGGGGGUUGGGAAAAGGGAAACUGCUGGGAUAUGGAACAUGGCUCUGAGUGGGACUGCUGAGCUCAUAUCAUGUUCUGCCUCCAAAUCUGGGAGCAGGAGAAUGUAUAAAGAAUAAAGAGGAAACAGGUUGGAGU
This is a messenger RNA of Callithrix jacchus (white-tufted-ear marmoset), 1780 nucleotides long. Lineage: Eukaryota; Metazoa; Chordata; Mammalia; Primates; Cebidae. The record is from RefSeq and is a predicted model, not a curated record.